CAGCAUAGGGCGUUACGAUACGUUGCGUCAUGCCCCGGAUGGUUUUCCGGAUAGGGCAGUAAUUUGGCGGCGCGGCGCAAGCGCUGCAAGGCGGGUCCAGGUCAACGGCAAGAACCCGGUCUAGUCGUACGACGAACGUCUAACCGACCUGUCGUUAUCGCGAUUCUCUGCAAGCCCGCGAGUACGUUCGCUUCCCCCUCUAUCUCCCUAGCCAGCUAGGGAAGUCGAAGCAACAGGACGAAGCCCAAACAGAUCGUUCGAAUUUGCAGCAUGGACUUUCCCCCUUCGCUAAAUGAUCGUUGUGCGAACUAUCGUAAAGUUAUCAAUAUGUAAUCUUUUGCUUUUAUUUAAAUAAAAAAAAAGUGAUGAUUGGAAGUGAACUGUCCAUUGGUUAACAAAUUUCAAUCUAGUAAUUGAAUUAUCGAUGAUUAUUAUUGAAAAUUGAGUAUUCAAUGAAUUGCUACAAUCAUUAUAUAGUGUAAUAUUGUUCAGAAUAUUAAAAGAUAUUAGUUCGGUAAAAGAGAAAUGUGUUGGAACAUGUGAAAAUCAUGGAGUAACGAUAUAAGAAAAGUUAAUAAGCUCUCUUUUUAUUCGUAAGAAAUGUUCGUAUAUCGAUCAAGAAUGGUAAAUGAAAAGAUAAGCAAAAAGUAUCGAUAUUAGGAAAUUUAUAAAAAAAAAGUUAUAGAUUAAAAAAAAAUCUUUUUCCUCUCUUCGUUUAUUUUCGUGCUCAAAUAUCGUACAAGCCGGUAAAAUGGAAGACGCGCGGAAUUCGAUGUUUUUAUUUUUUCUUCUUUUUUUAAAAUUUUUUUCUACUUUUAUCCAGUGUGAGAAAGAAAGGAAGUGAUGGAAUAAGUGUAAGACGGAUAAAGGUCGACGCACCUGUUUUGUUUUCACUUUACAGUUCGACGACUGUAGUCGUUAUUUUCCGGGCAGUUGGAACAGUGUUGUUGAAAUGGUAAUUACAUUGGAGUGAUGUGAACAGUUUCUGGUGAUACUCGACGAAGUUUCUCGACAGAUGAAUCAGCCAUGCAAGGAUCGACGAUCGAUUGGGAGAUAAAGGAAUCCAAUAGAAACUGGUAUUCCUGUAUUUGCUGUACUUCGAUAAGAGCAUCGCAUGUUAUUGUUUCUACAAAUAUCUUCCAUUCAUCAAUAAGAUGAACUUAAACACAGAAAAAAGAGAUUCUCGGUAUUAAAUUCAACGAAAAAAACAUCUUCCUAAAAACACAUCAACUAUAACAUUCCAACGAUUCUGCGAAAUAGUCGAGAUCACGUUCUCCAAUGAUUCUCCUAUACAUCAAAGGCGACCCUGAAAUCGACCAAAGCUCCCGAAAUAGUCCUGCAGAGUUGUUCGAAUAACAGAAACCGGUCAUUUCUCUAAGCACUGUCGUCGUCCAUAUAUUUUUCUUCUACGUGAGAUUAUUGUUUGGAAAUAUCGGUACGUGACGAGGCGAAGGAAUCGAUGCUCGGGACAGGAUAUUCAUGCGGAUCGAUCGAGGCAUGUAUUAUCAUGUAAAACGACGGUCGGACAUGUAAAUUUGGCGAGUCGUCGAGGCGAAGGAGAGCGUUCCGCGCGAUUGGCUCUUAUCAUGGAGGAGAAACGAGCAGCUACGACGGUUGGGUGCGGGAUUCUCGCAUCUAAGAGGCUUUAAUCGUCACGAUUGAAAAUGUCAAUCGUAUGCCACGGGUUAUGGGUUUGCGAGAGUUGGAUCGUGCCAGCUGUAGCAACGAACGGCUGAGGUAGAAUCGUGGAAUCGAGGGAAGAUUUCCAUGCACGGACCAAGCCUUCCUGGAAUCCUAUGGUCGAGAGAGGAGAGAAGGAGCAUGACGUAGCCGUCGACUUUGGGGGGCGCUUCGGAUGCUCCGGGCUGCCGAUUAGUCUCGUAUGGAGGGGAAGGACGCAAUCACCACGGAAGACACCCUGCUUCUAAACCUGACCACUGUUGCCACACAAGACGUCGACGGCUUCCUCCAAGGAUUUCCCGGCAAAAACUCGCCCUACACGGCCACCCAGGCAAUACUUAUCGCCUUGGUGCUCGGCAGUAUCAUCGUCGGGACUGUGAUCGGUAACAUUCUGGUUUGCGUCGCCGUGUUCCUCGUUAGGAAGCUGCGAAGGCCUUGCAACUAUCUCUUGGUUAGCCUUGCAGUUAGCGAUCUCUGCGUUGCUCUUCUGGUAAUGCCGAUGGCGUUGCUCUACGAGAUUUCCGGUAAUUGGUCCUUCGGCGCAAUUAUGUGCGACCUUUGGGUUAGCUUCGACGUACUCAGUUGCACGGCCAGCAUCCUGAAUCUCUGCAUGAUCUCUGUGGACCGAUUCUGUGCCAUAACGAAGCCGUUGAAAUACGGGGUAAAAAGGACACCACGAAGAAUGAUCGUCUACGUCAGCCUUGUUUGGCUAGGGGCAGCCUGCAUUAGUCUGCCACCAUUGUUGAUUAUGGGAAAUGAGCACACUUAUUCUGAGACUGGACCAUCCCAUUGCGUUGUCUGCCAGAAUUUCUUCUACCAGAUUUACGCCACGCUUGGGAGCUUCUAUAUACCUUUAUUCGUGAUGAUUCAGGUAUACUACAAAAUAUUCUGCGCGGCGCGUAGGAUAGUCCUGGAAGAAAGAAGGGCGCAGAGCCAUUUAGAAGCACACUGUUACUUCGACAUAGAGCCAACAGUGCAACAGCAUCAGCCAGUGACUGUGAACCGUCAAUUAAAUUCCGAUGUGCAGACAGGACAUGGUAGUCCACCCGUAAAGCAACAUCGAAGUUCGAGCGCCUCGACCACGAUACGAUCGAACCCUCGUGGCGAUACGCAGGAUAAUAUGAGAUCGUGUAGUGGUCAUACAGUGCGGUGUUUUACCGGUGGUCCUCGCAAAAGCCAUGAGUCGCAAUGUCCAAUGCUUCAGAAGCUCGAGAAGCCCGUCCUCUCUUCGUCCACGACAACCACACCACCGAUGACAUCGACCAAGUCGACGAUCGUGAGAAAUCAUUUGAACAGCACCUGUAGUGUAACGAAUUCGCCGCAUCAGAAGAAUUAAGGUUCCAUCUGGCAAAAGAAAGGAAAGCCAGCACCACGUUAGGAAUCAUAAUGAGCGCUUUCAUAGUUUGUUGGUUACCGUUCUUCGUAUUAGCCUUGGUCAGGCCAUUCCUCAAGAAUCCAGAUGCUAUCCCAGCAUUUUUAUCCAGUCUAUUUCUUUGGCUU
This is a messenger RNA of Apis florea (little honeybee), 3180 nucleotides long. RefSeq names its product 5-hydroxytryptamine receptor 7 (gene 5-HT7). NCBI's taxonomy places the organism in Eukaryota, Metazoa, Arthropoda, Insecta, Hymenoptera, Apidae. Gene Ontology annotation, molecular function: G protein-coupled receptor activity. Gene Ontology annotation, biological process: adenylate cyclase-activating adrenergic receptor signaling pathway; positive regulation of MAPK cascade. Gene Ontology annotation, cellular component: plasma membrane. The record is from RefSeq and is a predicted model, not a curated record.